GCCGGAAGCAGCCUGAGCCGGGGAGAGGGCGCCUUUUCCGCGCCGCUGAGGCCGACCGGGGGGAGCGGCAUGUCCGCGGAAAGGUUCACAGCCGCGGCCAAGAGGGGCUCUGGGUGCUCCAAUUUGGAUCAAGUGAUUACUGCAAAUCCUGGGAAGACCCCUAUCAGCUUGUUGCAGGAAUAUUGCACGAAGAAUGGUAAAAUUCCACAGUACGAGCUUGUAAAAUCUGAGGGUCAAGCCCACCUGCCUAGCUUCACUUUCAGAGCAUCAGUGGGAGAAGUGAGCUGCAAAGGCCAGGGUCAGAGCAAGAAAGCUGCAAAGCACAAAGCAGCAGCAGCAGUUCUUAUUAUUCUGAAUGGAGGAAUUCCACAGGACACUAUUUAUGAUGGUAUGAGCUAUACCUCGCAAGAUCCAGAACCUAUUACUUCCUCAAAGCAGCCUCAAAAUCCUCCCAACCCUAUUGGUGCACUUCAGGAACUGGUGGUACAGAAAGGGUGGAGACUUCCAGAUUACAGCAUUGCUGAAGAAUUGGGGCCUCCUCACAAGAGAGAAUUUGCAAUCGUUUGCAAGGUAGAAACAUUUGUUGAAACAGGUUGUGGUACUUCAAAGAAAUCAGCAAAACGGGCUGCUGCAACAAAGAUGAUUGCUAAGCUACAGAAUACUCCUGCAGACUGGAAUGGGGGAGAAGAGUUGCAAACUGAAGGCAUUUCUUUGUCAAACCUCAAGCUCGAAUGUGCUCAGAAAUCUGGAAACGAAUGGAAUGGUUCAAGGGGAAAUGUGUUGGUGGGCACCUGGGACCUUAUAAAAAGGUCACCUGGAGAAAAAAUCAAUCAACUGAAGAGAAGUCCACUCAGCAUUCCUAACACUGAUUACACUCAGAUGUUGGCAGAAGUGGUGGAAGAACAAGGAUUUGAUGUCACCUACCUGGAUAUAGAUGAACUAACUGUGAAUGGUCAGUAUCAGUGUUUGGCUGAACUCUCAACUCUACCAGUUACCGUGUGCCAUGGGACUGGAAUUUCCCGUGGUAAUGCUCACAAUGAGGCUGCCCACAAUGCACUGCAGUACAUGAAGAUCAUGGCUGGAAGAAAUUAGAGAAACAUAAAUCUUUUAUCCAUAGAGAAUUCUAAAGAGAAGUAUUUUUCUAAAUUACAAGAACAAACCACAGCUGUGUUUAAAUUCUAGUUUGGUUGUGUGUGUGCGCACACCUAUAAUGUUUCCACGGUAUUCAUUGAAAUAGUCAAGGAGUUUUCAAAAUACUUUAUAGAAGCAAUGUACAGAGCAACUGCUUUUUAAAAUUCUACUGCUACCCUACUACACAGGUGAAGCAAAUGAAAAAUAAAAUAAAUCAGAUGCACAAGUA
This is a messenger RNA of Pristis pectinata (smalltooth sawfish), 1360 nucleotides long. It is a transcript of the gene prkra, whose product is annotated as protein kinase, interferon-inducible double stranded RNA dependent activator. The transcript is spliced from 8 exons. Bases 70 to 1092 code for a protein of 340 amino acids. NCBI's taxonomy places the organism in Eukaryota, Metazoa, Chordata, Chondrichthyes, Rhinopristiformes, Pristidae. The record is from RefSeq and is a predicted model, not a curated record.